AAUGACGUUUUUAUGUUAGAAACAUCGUAAUGACGUCAAAUACUUAAACGCUUUACCCUUGUCCUCACUUUCCGUUUGGAAGCCCAAGCGCUGCCACGCUUUUGCCUCUUGGCACGAUCCUGUUCUCCUAGUCUGAAAACAUGCGUGAAGUAAUCUCAGUCCACGCUGGUCAAGCUGGGGUGCAGGUUGGCAAUGCCUGUUGGGAGUUGUACUGUCUGGAGCACGGUAUUCAGCCUGAUGGACAAAUGCCAGCUGACAAGACCAUUGGUGGAGGAGAUGACUCGUUCAACACGUUCUUUAGUGAGACGGGAGCAGGCAAGCACGUGCCAAGGGCAGUCUUCAUUGACCUCGAACCGACGGUAAUCGACGAAGUGCGAACGGGUACAUAUCGUCAGCUCUUCCAUCCUGAACAGUUGAUUACUGGUAAGGAAGAUGCUGCAAACAAUUAUGCCCGAGGCCACUACACCGUCGGGAAGGAGAUAAUAGACCUGGUACUGGAUCGUAUAAGAAAGCUGGCGGACCUGUGUACAGGUAUUCAGGGCUUCCUCGUUUUCCACAGUUAUGGGGGAGGAACUGGAUCUGGUUUCGUUUCUCUCCUCAUGGAACGCCUCUCCAUGGACUACGGAAAAAAGUCCAAACUGCAGUUCUCAGUGUAUCCUUCUCCUCAGAUAGCAACUGCUGUCGUGGAGCCGUACAACUCUGUUCUGACCACGCACACUACACUUGAACACUCCGACUGCGCCUUCAUGGUGGACAACGAGGCCGUCUACGACGUCUGCCGUCGCAGUCUGGACAUCGAGCGUCCCACCUACACCAACCUCAACCGUCUCGUCGCCCAGAUUAUCUCCUCCACCACCGCGUCCUUGCGUUUCGACGGUUGCUUGAACGUCGACUUUGUGGAGUUUCAGACCAACCUCGUACCGUACCCCCGCAUCCACUUCCCACUCGCGACAUAUUGUCCUACGAUUUCUGCGGAGAAGGCCUACCACGAGCAGUUAACUGUUUCUGAGAUCACCAACGCCUGUUUCGAGCCGGCCAACCAGAUGGUGAAGUGUGACCCUCGCCACGGCAAGUACAUGGCCUGCUGCAUGCUGUACCGCGGUGACGUCGUGCCCAAGGAUGUUAACGCCGCCAUCGCCACUAUCAAGACCAAGCGCACCAUCCAGUUCGUCGACUGGUGUCCGACGGGAUUUAAGGUGGGCAUCAAUUAUCAGCCACCCACAAUGGUUCCAGGAGGAGACCUGGCUAAGGUGCAGCGUGCUGUGUGCAUGCUGAGCAACACCACCGCCAUUGCCGAGGCCUGGGCCCGUCUGGACCACAAGUUCGACCUGAUGUACGCCAAACGGGCCUUCGUGCACUGGUACGUGGGGGAAGGCAUGGAGGAGGGCGAGUUCUCCGAGGCACGAGAAGAUCUGGCGGCCCUGGAGAAAGACUACGAAGAGGUCGGCCUCGACUCGGUAAUUGGCGAGGCAGACGAAGAAGAAGGUGAAGGAUACUAAAGAAGCCCGCUCCUUAACUGUCUUUGGAACAUACCAGUUUGACUCGAAAGAUGUCUGAGUAAAGGCAUCCAGAAGUAUACUGUCGCUGCUCUUACGGGACAAAUUUCAACAUAACUACGGACAAGAAUCUUCUGUACAGUCCCGCCUGCUGACAGUAUUUAGUAAACGUAGACUGAUGUCAAGUAUGACAACAUUUUUCAUAGACAAAGUUAACACUUGCAAGUAUCAUCUGUAAAGGCUUUGGUCUUUGCUAUACCGAGUUCCGAAUUUCGCUACAAGAAAGGACACUGUCCUUUCACAGGAAUAAAAUAGUUUGUGCUGUU
Molecule: messenger RNA, 1822 nt
Organism: Pomacea canaliculata
Lineage: Eukaryota; Metazoa; Mollusca; Gastropoda; Architaenioglossa; Ampullariidae
Product: tubulin alpha-3 chain-like
Exons: 6
Coding region: 141-1499 (452 amino acids)
Biological process (GO): microtubule cytoskeleton organization; mitotic cell cycle
Cellular component (GO): microtubule; cytoplasm
Molecular function (GO): structural constituent of cytoskeleton; GTP binding
Source: RefSeq, a predicted model, not a curated record